Xiphophorus couchianus (Monterrey platyfish) is the source of this 652-nucleotide messenger RNA. RefSeq names its product L-rhamnose-binding lectin CSL3-like. The transcript has 8 exons. NCBI's taxonomy places the organism in Eukaryota, Metazoa, Chordata, Actinopteri, Cyprinodontiformes, Poeciliidae. The record is from RefSeq and is a predicted model, not a curated record. The annotation marks the transcript as partial. Gene Ontology annotation, molecular function: carbohydrate binding.
UGCAACGGGAAACAGUGGUGUAAAGUCAAAGCCAGUAACUAUGUGUUCGGAGAUCCCUGCUAUGGAACCUACAAGUACCUGGAGGUGGAAUAUAUUUGUUACGAAACCCUCCAUUCCCUGGUUGAAGGCACACUGCUGCUAGUGAGUCCUGCUGCUGCUGCUGCUUGGAUUCUUCAUCACAACAAGAUGAAAUUCGUCCUUUUUACUUUGUUCCUUUGUGGAUUCGUCCUGGAAAUCAAUGCUGGACGUGGUUUUCAAAAACCGAAAAAACCAAGGUUGUCCACACAAUUACAAACUGCUGUGGCAUGUGAGGGAUCAGAGGCUCAAUUAUCGUGUGCGAAUGAGGAUAUAUUUGUGGUCAGUGCUAUAUAUGGACGCAGCGAUCGGAUGAUGUGCUCCUAUGGGAUACCUGACGAGCAGACGAAGAACACUAAUUGUGCUAUGAUGGCAAAUUCAGUGUUACAGAGAUGCGAUGGGGAAACGAUGUGCACUGUUUUUGCCAGUAGCUCUGUGUUCGGAGAUCCCUGUGUUGGGACCUACAAGUACCUGGAGGUGAUAUAUCUAUGUUAAACGACGAUCAGAUCUGCUGUGCUGAGGAUGAAAUGCAUCAUAAUCAGUAACAUCUACAGACGUUGUGAUCCACUGAUGUGCA